Lachancea fermentati is the source of this 1662-nucleotide messenger RNA. The record is from the annotation of a GenBank genome assembly. NCBI's taxonomy places the organism in Eukaryota, Fungi, Ascomycota, Saccharomycetes, Saccharomycetales, Saccharomycetaceae.
AUGCCAAGCUCGAAUAAGAAACCAAAUUUCCUCAUAAUUGUGGCCGAUGACUUAGGCUUCACUGACCUAGGGUGUUUUGGCGGGGAAAUAUCUACACCUAAUUUAGAUAAACUUGCAAGUUCGGGCAUUAGAUUCACUGGCUUUCAUACUGCUUCCGCGUGCUCUCCCACAAGGUCAAUGCUGUUCAGUGGUACUGACAAUCACCUUGCUGGGCUAGGACAAAUGGCCGAGUUCAUUAAAUUUGAGAGGUUAGGUGAUGAAUUUGAGGGUAAACCAGGAUAUGAAGGUUAUUUGAAUUAUAAGGUUGCUGCCCUUCCAGAAAUAACUUCUCCUGAAUAUUACAAUGUAAUUUCAGGCAAAUGGCACCUGGGAUUGGAUGAGCCAUACUGGCCAGACAAGCGGGGCUUUGAAAAGUCGUUCACGUUAUUACCGGGCGCAGGAAAUCACUAUAAGUAUAAAUUCGAUGAGAAAACCUUUAUGCCUUCUAUUUUCCAAGAAAACGGAAGGCGAAUUGAUGCAGAGAGUGAGCUACCUGACGAUUUUUAUAGUACCGAGUAUUAUACGACGAAGUUCCUUGAGUAUUUGAAAGACGAGGAUAGAAACGGAAGACCAUUUCUCGGAGCGUUAACUUACACUGCGCCACAUUGGCCAUUGCAGGCUCCGUUAACUACGGCUCUCAAGUACAAAGGAGUAUAUGAUAAGGGUCCUAUCGAGUUAAGAAAUCGAAGACUAGCCCGCGCUGCUGAACUGGGCAUCAUUGAUAAAGACGUUGUACCUCACCUUGUAGAGACAAAAAGUAUACCAUGGGACGAGCUCAGUGCUGAAGAAAAGAAAUACAGUAGCCGUGUCAUGGAAUUUUACGCUGCAAUGGUCGAUGAAUUGGACAAGAAUAUUGGCCGAGUCCUAAAACAUCUCGAAGAUACAGGGGAGCUUGAAAAUACCAUGAUAUUUUUUAUGUCAGACAAUGGCGCCGAAGGUAGCAUGUUAGAGGCGUUACCAAGUAAAACAGUCUCAUUUGCAGAUAACGUUCAGCGACUUUAUGAUAAUAGUUAUGAUAAUAUUGGAAAGAAAGACAGCUUUGUAAUGUAUGGGGAUCUUUGGGCCCAAGCAGCAACUGCUCCCAGAUACAUGUAUAAGGCUUGGUCAACGGAAGGUGGCAUAAACUGCCCAUUGAUUUUGAGUUAUCCAAAGAUCUCUCCGAAAUGGUCGCCAGGAUCAAUUACCCAUGAAUUUUGUACAGUGAUGGAUAUUCUUCCCACUGUUCUGGAGUUUUCAAAGAUUUCUCACCCGGGCGCCAGCUUCAAAGGUCGUACUGUUCAUAAACCGAAAGGUAUUUCUUGGGCUCCUUAUCUGGAUGAUAAGGUCCCUGAAAUAUAUGAUGAAAAGAGAGUCACUGGAUGGGAAUUGUUUGGUCAGCGUGCAAUUAGACAAGGUAGAUAUAAAGCUCUUUGGAUUCCAAAACCAAUUGGCAGCGGGGAAUGGGAGCUUUAUGAUAUUCUGAAGGAUCCUGGUGAGAUCAAUGAUUUGAAAUAUGAACAACCGCAGGUAUUGGAAGGUCUAAUCGAGCAUUGGACAUUAUAUGUUGCAGAAGCUGGUGUAAUCGAGUUGGAGCAAUAUCCGGAAGGUACUCGGUGGAAUGUAAAAGUUAUAAAAGACUCUUGA